AUGGGCUGUAGACGCACGGACUGUCUUGCAAAGCCUCUGUCAGGUCUUUUUGAAAAACUUGGAUCACUUGUAGGCUCUUAUCCUUUCUAUUUUUUUGUGAUUCCUCUUAUAGUUUCAGCAGCACUCGGCGGAGGCUUCACUUUCCUCAAAGACAGGGAAGACAAUGACCUUGAACGGCAAUUCACACCCAGGAAAGGACCCUCGAAGGCAACAAGAGCUUUUGUCAAGGAAAACUUUCCCUACAAUGACUCGAUGUUUUCAGAAGACAGGCUCUACGAAAAGGGCAGCUUUGCAUCCCUCAUUGCUGUGUCAACUAACAGCUCUAGUAUACUAGCAAAUCCUGCCUUUGAGGACAUCAUCAGACUCAACAAUGAGAUACUUAACAUCACUGUGGGCAAUAGGAGACUGGGAUUCAAGGAGCUAUGUGUCAAAGCCAAUGGAGAAUGCGUCUCAAAUGUCAUCCUAGAAAUUAUUAGGGCUAAUGAAACUGACCAAAGGACCAGCAUCACCUUCCCAGUACAUACAUACAGAUCCAGUUCAGUCUUUCUGGGAUCUGUGCUGGGUGGGGUUAUUACAGACGCCAACAGCUCAGUCGUAACGGCUCAGGCGAUCAAACUCUUCUACUACUUAGAGAAUAAGGGAACCACAGCUGAAGCCUCAAAAUUAUGGCUGAGAGCAUUCAAAGAGCUCCUAUCAGCUGAGAUGAACAGCAAACACAUUGACGUGUCUUACUACACCUCCAAAUCCAAGCAGGAGGAGAUUGACAGUCACACCACAGAUGGCUUCCCUUUAUUCCUCAUCACUUAUGCCUGUGCUAUCACCUUCUCGGUGAUAUCCUGCCUGAGACUGGACAAUGUGAGGAACAAGCUGUGGGUGGCUGUCUUCGGGGUCCUGUCCUCUGGCCUGGCUAUUCUCUCCUCUUUCGGCUUGCUGCUUUACAUCGGGGUGCCUUUUGUUAUUACAGUCGCAAACUCUCCUUUCCUAAUACUUGGAAUUGGCCUCAACAACAUGUUCAUACUGGUGUCCGACUGGCAGCACACCAACGUGACAGACCCAGUGUCGAAGCGGAUGGCUCACUCUUACAAAGAAGCUAUCAUGUCCAUCACCAUCACCGCCCUGACCGACGUCCUCAAGUUCUUUAUAGGCUUCACGUCUGACUUCCCGUCAGUGCAGUCGUUCUGCCUGUACACCAGCACCUCCAUCAUAUUCUGUUACAUCUACACAAUCACCUUCUUCGGAGCCUUCCUCGCUCUAAACGGGAGGAGAGAAGCCAGCAACAGGCACUGGCUGACCUGCAUGAAAAUACCAUCAGACAAUCCUGAUCAUCGUUCUGAGAUAUAUAACAUCUGCUGUGUGGGAGGCGACUAUGAUAAGCACACUGGUGCAGAGAAAAAACAGCCUGCAAAUAAUUUCUUUAAGGAUUACUACGGCCCAUUUUUGAUCAAACCGUGGGUCAAGAGAGGUGUAAUCUUCCUUUAUGUGGUAUAUUUAGCCACAAGUAUUUAUGGAUGUUCCCAAGUACAACAGGGGAUUGAGCUUUAUGAUCUGGCAGCUGAUAACUCCCACGUUACGAGAUUUAAUAGGAAGGAUAGGCAGUAUUUUUCUGAUUACGGUCCAGCUGUGAUGGUCAUCGUAAGUGAGAAAUUCCCAUAUUGGGUUAGAAUCAGGCGUUACCAGCUUGAGGCAUGCCUGGACAGUUUUAAAUGGCUUCCUUUUGUAGAUAAGGAUGUCUAUACGUCUUGGUUUCACUCUUACUUGUCAUAUGGACGAGAAAGACAUUUAAACCUUGACAAAAAAGACGUUUUUCUCAAAAACCUUUCUGAAUUUUUGGAUUUAUUUCCUUUUUUCAAGCAAGAUGUGAACUUCACUGGUGAUGCCAUUUAUGCAUCCCGCAUUUUCAUUCAGACUGUUGAUAUUGCCAACGCCAGUAUGGAAAUCCAAAUGCUUAAGGGUCUUAAAACCACUGCAGGCAGAUGCCAUGUGGCGUCUUUAUCAUUUUAUCACCGACAAUUCAUCUUCUAUGACCAGUACGGUGUAGUAGUCAGUAGCACGAUUAAGAAUGUCAUUGUGAUCACAGCUGUGAUGUUUGUCGUCUCUCUUCUGCUGAUUCCAGACCCCCUCUGCUCAUUAUGGGUGACUUUUUCUAUCGGCUCGGUGAUGGCGGGGGUGACUGGUUUCAUGACGCUAUGGGACGUCAGUCUCGAUUCCAUAUCCAUGAUAGUUUUUACCGUCUGCAUUGGCUUUACUGUCGAUUUCUCUGCUCACGUGUCUUAUGCCUUAGCCUCCAGCAAGAAACCCAACCCCGAUGACAAGGCGGUGGAUGUGCUCUCCCAUCUAGGCUAUCCAAUACUUCAAGGGGCCUUGUCCAUCAUUUUGGGAGUGUCAGUUUUGGCUACGUCUGACUUUCACACCUUCAGAACCUUUUUUAAAAUUUUUUUCCUUGUCAUGCUUAUUGGGAUGGUUCACGGCAUAAUUUUCAUCCCAGUAUUCCUGACAUUAUUUACAUGUAGCUCAGAGAAAGAUGUAAAAGAAUGUAAGAACAAGACUGUGAAAAUCAGCAAACUAUGACCACUGUUGAAAUAUUUUCCAAAACUGUACUGAAAGUGACAGAGAAAUCAAUAUAAAUAUUCCUUUAAAGCAAAAAAUUUUACAAAUUUUGUCAAAAAUUUGACUUGAAUUGA
This is a messenger RNA of Thunnus maccoyii (southern bluefin tuna), 2681 nucleotides long. RefSeq names its product patched domain-containing protein 3-like. Gene Ontology annotation, cellular component: membrane. The transcript has 4 exons. The record is from RefSeq and is a predicted model, not a curated record. The coding region runs from base 1 to 2568 and encodes 855 amino acids. Lineage: Eukaryota; Metazoa; Chordata; Actinopteri; Scombriformes; Scombridae.